Messenger RNA from Rhagoletis zephyria (snowberry fruit fly), 2562 nucleotides. The record is from RefSeq and is a predicted model, not a curated record. NCBI's taxonomy places the organism in Eukaryota, Metazoa, Arthropoda, Insecta, Diptera, Tephritidae.
AUGGAAGUUGAAGAGAUUUCGAGUGGAGAUCUUAAACUCCAACUGCAACGCUUGACUAGUGAGCUUGAAGACAAAAAUUCAAUAAUACAACAGCUCAAUGACGAAAACAAUCUACUCAAACAAUCAAAAAGUGAUAUUGCUGAUCAUUACAUUGAAAAGCUUUUUCCGAACGUUGCCGGACUAUGUCAGUUGUUCAACAGCAAUGUUAGCGUCAACCAGCUGUACUCGAUGUACAUUCAGGAAAGAAGACUAAAUGGGGAUUUAAAGUUAAAAGUCGACAAUUCAAAAGUUGAACAAACUGUCAUCACCGAACGCCUUUCGCUGCUUAAUAAUGAACUGGAUGCAGCUCGCGAAACUAUUCAGCAGCUAUCUUCUGAAAUACUAGAGCUGAAAAAGUUAGAAGAAAAGGUUUUUCAAGUUGAAAAUGACAACAAAGAGACGAAUAUUGCUCUGCGUUUUUACCAGGAUUCAGCAUUAAGCUUGUACAAAGGGCUAAAGGAAUUUAAAGAGAUUUUUCUUGCUCUUUCUGUGAAAAUUCAGCAUCUUGCACAUCCAUCGAGCGGUGAAAGUACCACCAACAACACUGAAGACGCUACCGGAAUAAAAACCCUAAAGUACAUUCUGGAGUUGCAGACGAAGUUUCAAGAUUUUAACCGAUUGCAGACUGAAUUUGAAAAAGGAAAACUUGACUUGGUUAGUAUGAAGAAAAAUUUUAUUGAUACUGACCACGAAAUUGAAGCUCUUCGAAACCAAGUCAGUUUUCUCGAAUCUGAGAAGCGAAUAUCUACAAAGCAGUAUGAUCUGCUACAUUCUGAAUAUGUUACCCUUGCUAACCUGCUAAACCACUUAAAGGCAUCAAACGAAAAUAAAGUUAACCAUCUUCAAAGUAUUAAUGGCCAGCUUCAAGCUCAAGUGCAAAAGUUAACCCAGACUGUUGAACAACUAAAAUGUGAUCAUAAUAAGUUUGUUGAAAGCAAAGCAAAAGAGCGACAAGAACUUGAAGCUAAAUUACUUGUUUGCGAAAAAGAUCUGGAAUCUGCCAACAAAAAAGUUAUUUCUCAAAAGGGGUUCUUAUCUCAAAUGGAAACAUCUCUCGACUCGUUUAGAAAGCAAAAUAAAAAUCUCAAUGAGAUCAACUCUAAAUUGACUGGCAAUAUUAACGGCCAACUUUCAAGCCGAGAAAAUGAAAUUUGUCAACUUACUCAAAAGUUACAAGCGGAAGAAGAGCGAAAUAAGAAAUUGGAAGCUGAAAUUCGAGACAUUAAUUCAAAGUAUGCAUCCCAAAGUGGUCAAAUAGAGUCGCUUCAACAAGAGCUGGCCAACUUUAAAAAUUCUUCAACGCAACGUCAUCAAAUAGAAAUUAAUAAUUUAAAGUCUUCUUUGGCCAAAUCAAACGAGUUGAAGGUGAAUCAGGGCAAGGAAAUUUUGACUUUAAAAAGUGAAAUUGCUCGUGUUCAAAGUACUAAUCAACAGCUGAAGGCUCUUGCUCGCAAAUACAAAACUCAAUAUGAGGAGCAGAAACAAGUUACAAAUACAUUGUCAAUAAGCGGUGAUGAUCAAAAAGAAAAUUCUACAGAGCUUACAAAUCAAAUUAUUGCCAAGGACGAGAGAAUAAGUGCACUUGAAGAAAAACUUGCCUCAACCUUGUCUGAACUUGGAGCAGCAAAACAGGAAGUUAUAAAUGCAAGUUCAGCUAAUGCAGAGCUUCAGUCGCAGUACAAUGAAACCGAUCAGCGGGCAAAGAAAAUUGCAUCUUCAGCUCAACAACGUAUCAUUGAACUUAAGCGAAUUCUUGCUGAGAAAAAUAGUGAAAUUGCAGCACUGCGAACCGAGCGUCAAACAGACGACAUGUACCUGAUUAAUCAGCCCUCUACCUCCAAAGCAUCAUUCACUUUACUGUCAAGUUCGAGCAAAAUGCCCAUUAGUUCAACCUCUAUCUCAUCUCGAUCGAGCACAGUCCCCUCGUCGUCUUUUGAAUCGGCCAUUUCUUCAAACAUUAACCAACCAUCUUCUUCAAACGAGGAAAAUUUUAAUUUAGAUUCGCUUCAGUCAACACAGAUCACUUCGCACUCAACUUCAGACGAUAACAGCUCAGAAUUGUUCUCUUCAAUUGUUGCUGAUAGUAAUGUUAGCUCCAAUAAGCGAGGCUACAGCUCUGACAGUGAUCCUGGUCAUUUGGGUAGAAAGAACAGGCGAAAUGAAACAGAUGAGGUCACCACAUAUGAAGAUGAGAGCAGCAAUCAAUCAGCUAUAGUGAACAUUGAGGAGGAUUCAAAUGAUGAUUCAGCUGCUGUUCCUACUGACGCCGCUUCUGCUGCUGUUGCUGCUGUAUCGGCACCAGGCUCUUCAUCUGCCAACUACACUUCAUCAAAUGGAGAAAGUGUGGAGUCUGCCGAUAACGAUACGCAGAUGGACAGUCAGAUGGAGGAGCCUAAUGCCAUUGACCAGAUGAAUUCACCAGAUGAUCAGCCAGACGAGCAAGAGCAACAACAAGAGCAACAGUCCUUUGCUCAGGAGCAACAGCAACAGCAAUCUCCAAAUUCAGCAUCUUCAUGUAAUUAA